UCGGUCAAUCUAAACAUUGAAAGCUUCAAACUUCUUCUCUGGACAAGAAGCUUCGCGAUGCAUUUUCACUGUUUGUCCUCUAAUGAAAAAUUGUCUAGGACAUGUGCUGAGCUAUAUGAUGAGAGUUUUAAGCAAAAUCAAAUUACAAAGCUCACUCUCUUCGGGCAGCAGGUAUAGAUUCCAACUAUAUUUCGUCUUUGUGUGUUUAUAAACUCAUAAAUCUUAUAAUUUUCUUGAAAUAUCGAAAAAGUUGCACUAUUCCAAGUUUAUUCCGCAAAAGGCUCUCAAGAAACCAUAGAUUUGAGGUUUCCCUCAAAGAUCGAAGCAUCCGACACAAAUUGGUUUGGCAAGAAAAGUGAGAAAGUGAUUAUCGUCUCAGGUGGAUCAGGUUUGCUGGAUCUUAAUCAACCACCGGUUAAUGAGCCAGUUUCCAAUCAUCAUCAAUGCAGCUACCAAGAUUUGAAGUUUCCAUACAUCCAGAGUAGCGAGAAGAGCGGUUUAGAUGGUUUUACACCAAUUUGUUUAGAAGAUGUCCAUGGAAAAGACAAAACCGAAUCUCCGGUUUCAUGCUGCACCACUGAAAAGAACUCGAGGAUUGAACAAGAAGAUUCGUCUGAAGUAGUUCAAAUGGCAGCUGAAUGUUUACUCCACAUCUCAGCGGUUUCAUUCAAUGACUCACUAAGAUCAAGGCCUAAACGCUCAUCUCAAGAUCAAGCAUUUUCAGAUAAACCCGAGAUGGGUCUUGAAGAACCGGGUUGUUCUUGCGAUUCAUAUGAGCUUCACACUUUAAGAAUCAUCGAAACCAGCCCUGAAGAUGUCUCUUGUGUGUCAUCAAAAGGCAAAGAUGAAUGCAAUAGCAAGAAAGAGGUAGGAUUCGUGAGAAGAGGUAGGAGAAUGAAGAAUUUUCAAAAGGAGAUACUCCCGGGACUUUUAUCACUUUCUAGAUACGAGAUCCGUGAAGAUAUAAACAUCUUGGAAACGGUUUUGAGAUCGAAAGAUUACAAGAAGAUGCAGGGGAAGACUAGUGACGGAAAAUGCAGAUCAAAUCCUAGAAACAACAAAGGUUCGUAUGUAGGUAGAAGAAGGAGAUAA
Eutrema salsugineum is the source of this 1092-nucleotide messenger RNA. RefSeq lists its product as uncharacterized. The record is from RefSeq and is a predicted model, not a curated record. The transcript has 3 exons. NCBI's taxonomy places the organism in Eukaryota, Viridiplantae, Streptophyta, Magnoliopsida, Brassicales, Brassicaceae.